Messenger RNA from Larimichthys crocea (large yellow croaker), 9346 nucleotides. It is a transcript of the gene capn5b, whose product is annotated as calpain 5b. The transcript is spliced from 14 exons. The record is from RefSeq and is a predicted model, not a curated record. The coding region runs from base 207 to 2186 and encodes 659 amino acids. Gene Ontology annotation, molecular function: calcium-dependent cysteine-type endopeptidase activity. NCBI's taxonomy places the organism in Eukaryota, Metazoa, Chordata, Actinopteri, Sciaenidae. Gene Ontology annotation, cellular component: cytoplasm. Gene Ontology annotation, biological process: proteolysis.
UCGUGCUGUCUACUUGGCGGCAGCUCGUCGCUGCUCGGGUGAGGAGGAGAGGAAAGCGGAGCUCCGCCAGCGGACCAGGGAGAGCGUGGUGAGGAAACCCAGCAGCCCCAGGAGAGUGAGAGCCGGACCGGCUGGACCCCCGGAGGAGGACCCGAGAGAGAGAGAACCACGUUGCCACGGGAGAGGCCUCAGUCCAGGGUUGCAGUAUGUUCACUUCAGUGAAGGCCUUCGAGGGGCAGCAGUACUCCACCCUGAAGAGGCAGUGUUUGCAGAGUGGCCUACUCUUUGAGGACCCCCGCUUCCCCGCCACCGACGACUCACUCUUUUACCAGGGCAACAGGAUCGGACGUGUUGUCUGGAAGAGGCCUCGGGAGCUGUGUGAAGACCCUCACCUGUUUGUAGAUGGCAUCAGCGCACACGAUUUACAUCAGGGACAGCUGGGUAACUGCUGGUUCGUUGCUGCAUGCUCCAGCUUGGCCUCCAGAGAGUCACUAUGGCAAAAAGUCAUUCCCGACUGGAAGGAGCAGGAGUGGGAUACAGAGAAGCCAGACUCCUAUGCCGGGAUUUUCCACUUUCGUUUCUGGCGUUUUGGUGAGUGGGUGGACGUGGUGAUUGACGACCGAUUACCGACGGUGGACAACCAGCUGGUCUACUGCCACUCCAACGACAGCAACGAGUUCUGGAGUGCCAUGGUGGAGAAGGCCUACGCCAAGGUUUAUGGCUGCUAUGAGGCUUUGGAUGGGGGAAACACGGCCGACGCACUGGUGGAUUUCACAGGUGGUGUUUCAGAACCGGUGGACCUGUUGGAGGGUCAGAUGGCAACAGACGAGGUAGCCCGUAACCAGCUGUUUGAAAGAGUUCUCAAGGUCCACAACAGAGACGGUCUUAUCAGCUGCUCCAUCAGGGCAACCACAGUAGAAGACAUGGAGGCGCGGUUGGACUGCGGUCUGGUCAAAGGCCAUGCCUACGCUGUGACUGACGUACGGAAAGUGCGGCUAGGUCACGGACUGCUGGCCUUCUUCAAAUCGGAGAAGUUGCACAUGAUCCGCAUGAGGAAUCCCUGGGGAGAGAAGGAGUGGAGUGGCCCCUGGAGUGACAGUUCAGAGGAGUGGAACAAGGUCAGCAAGAGCGAGAGAGAAAAACUCGGUGUCACUGUGCAGGACGACGGCGAGUUCUGGAUGACAUUUGACGACUUCUGCCAGUACUUCACAGACCUAAUUCUGUGCCGCCUCAUCAACACCUCCUACCUGAGCAUCCACAAAACCUGGGAGGAGGAGGUGAUGAGGGGCUCCUGGAUCCACCGCCAGGACCCCCUUCGCAACCGGUCCGGAGGCUGCAUCAAUCACAAGGCCACCUUCCUGCAGAACCCUCAGUACGUGUUUGAUGUGAAGAAGGUGGAGGAUGAGGUGCUGAUCUGCUUACAGCAAAAAGAGAAGAGAGCCACACCCAAAGAGGGCAAAGGGGAAAACCUUGCCAUAGGUUUUGAUAUUCACCGGGUGGAGCUAAAUCGGAAGUACCGUAUGCACUCAGCCCAGCAGAAAGUAGCUGGCUCCAUCUACAUCAACUCGCGUUGCGUCUUCCUCAGGAAGGAGCUAAAAGAGGGCCGUUACGUCAUCAUUCCCACAACCUUUGACCCCGGGCAGCAGGGCGACUUCCUGCUCCGUGUCUUCACUGAUGUGCCUUCAGACUGCAAAGAGUUGACUCUGGAUGAGCCUCCUCAGACAUGUUGGACGGGGAUGUGUGGCUACCCUCAGCUGGUCACUCAGGUCCAUGUACUGAAUGCUGAGGGUCUGCAGGGACAGGACUCCAAUGGAGAGCUUCACUGCCUCAAUCCCAAUAAGGACAGACUUCUGAGCAAAGCACGAGCUGUAGAUCCCUACGUGAUCAUCACCUGUGAAGGAGAGAGGGUUCGUUCACCAGUCCAAAAGGACACACGUUGCCCAAACUUUGACAUCAAAGGCCUGUUCUACCGCAAGAAACCCAAGGACGGCAUCCACAUCGAGAUCUACAACAAGAACAUGAUCGUGGACACCUUCCUGGGUCAGGUGAUCAUGUUCAGCGACCCCAAUGAGCGGCAGGAGCAGCACACGCUUCACCUCCGUGACAAGGGCAACCGCCAGGACAACGACCUCCCGGGCACGCUCACUGUGCGCCUCAUCACCUCGACCACGCUCACCAACAUCUGAUGCGCUCGUUUAUACGGUUAUAACGAUUAACUCUCAAGGUGGCGUUCAAGCGUGCCCGUCGUUCAUGUUCACUGUUCAUCCUCAAACCAUUGCGGUAGCUCACGGUGUUUGUUUGAGUUUUUUUCUGCCGUUUGCUUGAUUUUUUAUUUUAUUUUAUUUUUUUGCUUCAGCAUUUAAAUUCAGUUUACCUAGAAGGAAGGUGUCUAUUGACAAUAUAUGGGGUUUGUAUUUAAUCUCCGUCCCAUUAUUUACUGUUUGCAUCACAAAUUUGUUCUUAAAGUUCUUAAACUGAGCUACAGUUGAACUGAUUUUCAAGAAAAGGCUAUCAUUAGCCUGAGAUUUUAUCAAAUCCGUUCUUAGUCUGACCCUAAUCUACAAACUUCUUUUUUUCUUUCAUAUGCAUAGAGUUAUAUUCAGUCACAUACACACACUCAUACACGCACAUACUACACAUAUGCAGACAUUUCUGCACUCUCCAUGCAUGUGCCAAUGUUUCCAAGGGCUAUGCAUUGCCUUAAGGUUGAGUCUGUCUCUCCACCUUGAAAAGGCGUUGGGAGGGGGUGGGUCACGUUAAGUACUCUUUAUCAGCUGUCCUCAGUGUUAGCACAGCCUCCAUUCCUCAAAAAUCUGCAUUACAGCCCGCUUUUCGUCAUAGUUUCAGUUUGUGUCUCCCAUAAAAAAACAUCACGUGUACACUCUUUUAUAUCUGUGGAUAAUCGUCCCACCUGGUCCGCUCACCCAGACACCUCAAGUCUUCACCAGUUUGUCGGUGCUUCAGAGAGCAUGCCGCACUGUCUGUCACUUUUUACUGUGGACUUUACAAACGAUAGCCAAUAGCAGCUAUUCUCUCCCUCUACUGAGAGCUUUUCUGUGUUAUUCUGUGAGCGCGCUCGUGUGAAAUCUUGCCUCCCGUCUUCCAUCACUAGUACCAUUUCAGACUUCCCGAGAACGCUUUCUGCCGGUUGCUAUGGACGAUCUCAAAACUGCAUGGCUUUACAAAAAAACAAACAAAAAAAAAACUCUUUGCCUGUGCUGCACAUCUCUCCGGUCGUAGCUUAGCAGCUGGUGCUUUUGAUAGUGCUGCCCUUCCUCUUCGAUCUCCACCCACAUGUACACCUUUCCAGUCUAGCGGAGUGCAAAGAUUCACCCUGACAUAAUCAAGUGCUUUAUGGGACCAAAGAUGAGCCAGACCCUCCGCUCUCUUAGUCCCUUUUGGACCGCCCAGGCCUGGCCCAAGCCUAGCUACAAACCACCACCCCCUGUGCCACAUCAUCUCUUAACGGCAACACCACUGCCUGACGCUUCCUCUGACUUGAGUCUGUUGGCCGGGGCCAAAGACUUAUGCCACGUGACCCCAAGAGACAGCAGCUGUGCUUCUGCUGAUGGCACAGAACAGGCAUACUUGUGUGUGUGUGUGUGUGCGUGUGUGUGUGUGUGUGUGUGUGUGUGCUUGUAUGUGUGUGUGUGUGCGUGCAUGUGUGUGUGUAUGUGUCCUACUAGUUGCAGCCUAGCUCUGAAUGAGAGUGUUUGGGGUGAAUGUCUAUCUGUUAAUCCACGUUGCACCUGGAAGAAAACGAUUUCCGAAGAAAGGUGUGGAACGAAAGGAAAAUCGCCCUUUAUGGGAACACACACCUUGCACUUUAUUUCAUUUUGAAGCGGGGGGAAAAGGACCCUUAAGGAUGAAAAAGAGAGGAGGGAGAGCAGAAGAGACAUCCUGCCAAACAACCUGUGCCAUCACCUUGGUCCUGGCCUCCACAGCAUCAAAACAACAUGGGACAUUGGAUGAACUGUUCAGUGAUUUCAGGAGGAUUUCAGGUGGAUUUUGCAUAUUGAACCAACACUGGUACAAUGUAAACUAUCUUUGGUGGCAUUUCUUGUAUAGCUUAUGUGGCCAUCCUUUGACCUUUUAGCACCGAGGCUUUUUGUGACAGAAGGCCAGACAGAAAAUCACAACUUGUGUUUUUUUUGUUGUUUUUUUUUUUUCAAAAGUGCAAUCUCAUUUCACAGACUUUUCAUUCCAGGUUUUGACUCUUGGGUAUGUCUUAUUUUUUUCUUUUUCUUCCCCACAUUUCAUAAGAAUUAAAAAUGUACAUUACAGUCAUUAUCAACAUUUCCUUUGAAUGUAAGACAAACAGUUAGUGGACUAAUCUCUCGAUCCAACUAUCAAGUCCGUUUUCCUGAUUUGUCAGCGCCUUUUUCCAUUACUUGAACUGUCACACAUGGCAUUUAACUGAUCACACACCUUUGUGUACAGCAUCUUUAUAAAUGUGUCUUGCAUGGGUUAUUUUCCAAUAUGUUCAUGGCCUUGUAUUGUACUGUUCAAUUGUUACUAUAUAUAUUUAUUCUUUCUAUCUCAAAAGUCUUGGAAAAUGCUAGUUUUGAGCAGGCAGCAUGUCUAACACUAAUGCACCUCUAGUCAGUCUGAUCAUAUCAACAGGUUUGAAACAGUUAUGUCUUGUAACACAGUGGUGCAUUCAUAAUGCCUCUAGCAUCGGUGAACAUUAGCAGCAGUUGUUGACUACUAUUUAGGUGCUAUUUAUCUUCUCUGUGCUCUUUCUGUAUUGUUUUCAGUCUGACAGAGGGACAGAAAUUGAGUGAUGGUUUAGUGUGCAGGCAGACGUUGUUGGAAACUGUAGUGCCAAGCAGUGUACGGUUAGAUGUGAGCAUGGGCCUGGAUAGCUGAGCACUGAGACUCGAUGGAGUGUCCUUGUGCAAGGCACUGAACUCCUAACUGCACCAGUGGAGCCUCGUAAUGGUUAUUGUACAGAUCAGCUUCCAGGUGUGACCGUACAUAUUUGUAACUCUAAUCCCCGCCAGGUCAAUACUGUGAUGUUCCAAAUCAGCAAUGGAAUGGUUAACUGAGGGUAGACUGAUGACUUAAUGUGAGAGAUUAUCAGUGCCAAAGGCAUCGGUUGCAAGUUAGAUUUGAUUAAACUGACAGUACACAAAUUAGGAGGUGACACUAACUGAUGAAACUCUCAUGUUUUACUGUUACAUUCGAGCUAAGCAUCCAAUUUUCUGAAGAAUAAUGUUUCAGAAGGUCGUUUACCGCUACUUUGGAGGAAUUUCCAGAGUCUUCAAAGAAUCUUUUAACCAUCUGGAUGAAAAAAUAAACUGUGCAAUAAACAGGCAGCCGUCACAUUGCAUUACAACACACUUCUCCCAGUCCCUGUCGCUCACAAUGUCUAUCAAUUAUGUAAAAAUUAACUUUCCAGAUGGUUUCCUAUGAGAUAUUACAUACUGUCUGUGUUGAGCUGUUGGGGCAGGAAGGUUUGAACCGGAUUCAGACAGCCUCAUGCCACAUGAAAUAAUCUUCAGAUGUAGUUUUCAAUCAACGGUAGCACACAAAAACAGUGUGUUAUUGUCAUAAGUGAGUGUUCAAAGAUGCUGCCAGGAAAUGACAGAUGCCCUUGAUAAAUUUGUACAACAUGAACCAAACUGAAAGAAUUAUGCUCUUACUUGUAUCUGUCCACUAAUUAAUGUCGCGUUCUUUUAUUGUAUAUUUUCAAACACAGUUAAAAGGGCACACAGAUGCGUGUGAUUCAGCUUCCUGGAUAGGAAUUAUAGUCACAACUUGGAAAGUAUGUUAAAAUGUGGAUUUGUUGUUCAAUCGACUGAAUCCAUCCAGAUGAUUAGAAGAGUCUUUGAGGAUUGUGGAUAUUUCUUCCAAACAGUGGUUAUUUUUCAAAAAAUCAGUGUUUCGCUGUACAAAUCAAAUGUAAUGGUUAUACAGUGGAGAGUCAAACUGGGGUUAUGUGACACUGGCAUCAACUAAAGACUAACAGACACACACUGUUUUCACAAUUUUGUUGACAAAAACCCAAUUUAGGUGACUUUAGGCUAAUAACUGCUACAUGGUACAUUCAGGAAAGCCAAUUCAAGCGUAUUGUCUUAUUUCAGUCAGUGUAUAAAGUAACAUAUACCAUUGUAAUCGCUGUGAAAUAAUGUGUACAGUUUGAUCUUUAUUUAUGGCAGUACGUAAUUGAAACCUGCUCCUUAUUAGCCGUGUACAUUUGUGUGAUGAAUUUUAGUUUGUUAGUAGAGAAACAAAAUAUGAUGAAGUUGGAUGUGCCACGUGCUAAAGAGGGCCACCACGUAAACACAGUGUUAAUAAGCCACCAGUGAGAAGCAACCAUACAUUCCUCAAAAGCUAGCUCACAUGCAGUAGUUAAUAUAUUCCCAUGGGCUAGAAGCCAUCAGUGUUUGACAAAUGCUUUAUUACCUGGAGCUGUAUGUUGGACAGUAAACAGCUAGCUGUGUAGCAGCUAAUGAGCAGUCUACAUUAGGAGCUAAUUGAUUGAUCUUUGUAGAGAGUAGAGGUUGAAUGAACAUUUAAUUAACCCCUUUAUGUCCACUGGAUGCUGCGGUUCUAAUGCACACUGCUUGUAUAUGACAAACAUAUUAAAUACAUUUCUCUAGCUCAUUUAUAAUCGAUAUAGUAACAGAUACAGUACUCUAUAGCAUUUUUCAUUUACUGCAGUAAGCUAUCUUGAUAUGUCUCUGUGCACGGUACAGUAACGUGUCUGUUGAACUAUCAAAAGCAUCACCUUGGCUUUUUGAACAUAUAUUUAUGUUCCCAUGAGGAUGAACACUGAGCAUCUUGGUGAACAUUAGCUCCAUCACUGAGUCAGAUUUUUUGUUAAUUUAAUGACCAAAUAUCUGCAAAACUAAUGGUGUUAAUGCUAAUUAGCUAAUGUGAGCAUGGUUUUUAAACAUCAUACCUGCUAAACAUCAACAUGUUAGCAUUCUCAUAGUGAAUAUGUUGCAAGCUCACGUUAGCUUGUAGCUCAAAGCACAAAAGUACAGCCAUCACAUAUAUAUAUAUAUACACACACAUUUACAAACAUUCAAGAGUGAACUUCAUACGUGUCUUUAAUGUGUAAAGAGAACAGUAGAGAGAAGAGCAGUGAGAGAGAUGAUCUCCUCAUGCAUCCAUGGACAAUAAAGGGGUUAAGAGACAAGGAGUGAAUUUGUCUUCAUGAAUGUGCCAUGUUCCUUCUGUGAUCAUAGAUUUUAUAUUCCAGCGUUUCUCUUCGAGUGAUGCCAGAACCAUCAUUUUACUUUGAGGUUUCACAUCAGGUUUUAAGCAGUGACCUGCUGUGUUAUUUCCUGGCUCCCCCUUGUAUGGAAGUGGCACAGAAAUAUAACCGCUAACACACAACCUGACAGCUUUGAUAUAUGAAACAUUUUAGGCUUCAGAGUCAUUGUGUCACUCACAAUCCCUCAGUAAACAGUAAGAGCAAGGAGCCAAAAUAACAGCGCGUCAAGCUCAAUGUGAAAUCUAAUCAAGGCGUUCCUUUUCAAGCUUCUACUCAUGUGCCACAGCAGUGCCAAAAAGACGAAUGGUCUACAGAAAAUCAUGCUUAGUGGGUGAUGAAUUCGUACUGUACAUUGCAGAAAUGUUUGCCAUGUAACUGUUGGUCGGGCGUUUAUAACUUUUUUGUUCUCCACCAUAUGUUUUUUUGUGUUUUUGUCUUUGUCAUGAAGUGAUUCUUCAUUGCAUUGCUAUGGUUACUUGUUAUAAUUGUUGCACAUUGUGAUUCUUUGCCAAAAGUGUUAUGGCUUUCACUGUUAACUACCACACACACACACACACACACACACACACACACACACACACAUAUACACAAACACUCCAGCUACUAGACUAACCAGGCAUGGUUGGAGUUUACAGACUUUGACUGGUUUUUUGACAGUUGCUAUGAAGCUUAUCAGUCUCCUGUACAGAUUUUCCGCACGGCCAUGCCAAAGCAGGUUUUACGAACAUGAAACCAUUGGAAUGAAGCUGAACUGCUCAAAAAACGGUGGUGACUUUUGUACGAAAUCCAAAAAUGCCAGUGCAUGUAGCAAAACCGCUUCAAAUCUGCUCGCACCAUUAUGAAUCACAGAAUAUAUAUUUUGGUUUCUCAGAGUGUUGUGAAACAUAAUCCGCUGUUGCUACUUUGAUAAACAUACUGUGUGAAGUAGAAGGCUUGUGUUGCACACUUGCAUGCAUUAAAACAGUAUCCAGUUUUCUAAUAUUUUGUAUUCAGUAACCUGCAGUAUACAGUAUGUAUAUAAAAGUAGCAGCAACUUACCGGUUAUUAUUAUGGGAUCCAUGUUUUGAUGGAUGUUAUACAGUAUAGUCUAGACAUUUAUUUCAAAAGGAAGAUGUUUUUGUUCACUACCUCUAGUUAUCAGCAAGAAUACUAGGAGGAAUCAAGUGAAUUACUCAACUUAUUCCCAAUGACAUCUCUGAACCUGUCUGCAAGAUUUUGCUACAGGUUUCUUCCCUUUCUUCAGAGAUAAAGAAAGAAAGAAAGAAAGAAAGAAAGAAAGAAAGAAAUGAUGUGGGAGCCUGUCAGGAAGACAAAUUUAGACAUCUGAAUAUUUCAACACAAUAGCUAAAUAUGCUACCGUACGUUAUCUGAGGCCACUUCUCUAGGUCAUCUUCCCACCCGUUGCUAGCAGGAGACAGAGGUAUGAUCACAUUAUCUGGUUUAAGGUCUGACAAGCAGCAUAUACUUCCCUAAAAUCUCUGUGAUUAUUCAAGAGGCGUUUAUCCCCCAUUUAUCAUUUCUAGACAGAACAAUGAUGCGAUAGCAGCUGAGGUUUGCUUGCCUGCUGAUCUUAUAGAUACUGCUGCAUGUGUCUAAUGUUACAAGACACUGGACAGCGUUUUGUAGACUAUUGAAUUUGACUCCGUCGUACCAGGUCACUGGAUACAUUCUGCAUUCCUGUCACUGACAUUUUUAUCUGAGAUCGAGUCUUGUCCACUCAAGGAAUGAGCUUGUGAUUCUUCUUGUAUUUUUCUGCUGAUGUUUAUUAACUAGAGACUGGAAUACCUACUGCAUGGUGACACUUCUAGAAGAUGCUAUGGUCUUUAUAACAAGUAUCUUUUAUCAGUAUUUUAUAACCUUGUUAAUUUUAUAUAUCCACUUUACCCUGCGUUCCAAACUGGUAUGUUUACUGAUAGCUAGGUUUCAGAGAGCUGUGCUGUAUGUUCUGUACCGUGUGCUUGUCUGUGUGUUCUUUUCAGCGUGAGCUUUGUUUUUCUUUUUCAACGCGUGUUCGUUGAAUUUGGUUCUCGGUUACACUGUGGUUAUUUUAUAGCUACAAUCUGAAAUUAUUAUUUUUUCUUUUGUAUUUAAUGUCAACUUGUGGCAUGACUUUGAAAUAAA